Messenger RNA from Rana temporaria (common frog), 1376 nucleotides. RefSeq names its product vomeronasal type-2 receptor 1-like. Gene Ontology annotation, biological process: G protein-coupled receptor signaling pathway. Gene Ontology annotation, cellular component: membrane. Lineage: Eukaryota; Metazoa; Chordata; Amphibia; Anura; Ranidae. The transcript is spliced from 3 exons. Bases 1 to 1326 code for a protein of 441 amino acids. The record is from RefSeq and is a predicted model, not a curated record. Gene Ontology annotation, molecular function: G protein-coupled receptor activity.
AUGCAGUCAGUGACACAGGAAACAAAAUCACACUUUUCUAUAGAGAAGUCCUGCUACGAAGAAAAUCAGUUCAGCAUAAAAGAGAAGUCCUAUCAUCACCCAAUAAUAAUCAAUAUACCUGAAAAGAAAUGCAAACACCAACCCCUCCCCCCUCCUGAAACAAGAGCCAAAAGAAAGGGAAGCAAUGCAGUAAAAAUAUUGAUGUGUUGCCUGGCAGAGGUGAUGACUACAAGGAAUAUGACCAAGACCAAUGCAAAACUCUCCAUUGUCUGCAGGGUUUACCGGAGAGAAUACAGACAUCUCCUGGCUUUUAUAUUUGCUAUUGAUGAGAUAAACCGCAGUCCAGAUAUUCUUCCCAACAUAACUCUGGGAUAUCAUGCGUAUGAUUCUUGUGGACAUGUGAAUAAAGCUAUAAAAGACGUUCUACAGAUAUUGUCUGGACAUACAAAGGAAGCUCCAAAUUAUUCCUGUAUGGAGCGGGGUGCCCUGGCCGGUUUCAUUGGAGAUCUCCAUUCUGACACCACUCUUCAAAUGGCCCAGCUGCUGAAUCUAUAUGGUUACACCCAGAUUAGUUAUGGAGCCAGAGAUACUUUGCUGAGUGAUAGAAAGAUGUAUCCAAACUUUUUCCGGACAGUUCCGGAUGAUGAGAUGCAAUAUGUGGCCAUAGCAAAGUUACUGGAAAGGUUGAAGUGGAACUGGGUCGGGAUCCUUACAUCUGAUGAUGAAUACGGAGAGAGGGAGAUCCGACAUCUCAGCAAACAUUUAUCUAAUCAUGGAAUUUGUAUUGAAUUCAAGAUUCUGGUGUCUAAAGAGAAUUGUGAUAAAAUUCCUCCAGAGCUGCGGAUCUCAACCACGGAAGUUCUUAUUAUUUGUGGCUCAGUUAGUCUGACUUAUUACAAGUUUUUGUAUAAUAAUGUCCCUUAUUACACGGAGAAAACAUUUAUUAUACCAGAUUCUUGGUCAAUGAGUGAAAUGUUUUUUAUUCUCAGUAACUGCAGCUUGGUUUUUACGUAUCCCGAUUUCUACAUAAAGGGAUUGCUGGAAUAUUUUUAUAGUAUUUAUCCAUCCAGACACCCAAAUGACCCCCUGAUGGAGGAUAUUCUCAUAUCUGAAUUUCAAUGCUUUUCAAAAAACCAAAUGAAAAAUGUCCUUAUUCCACUCACACAUAGACACCCUCUUAGGGACUGCGGUGUGGUGACACUUCCACUUGGUUUAUAUUAUCCUGAUGAGAAAACAUCCUAUAGAGUGUAUAUUUCAGUCUACAUGUUGGCUCAAGCAUUACAUGACAUGGAUUUCUCUUUUAAAAUAAAUAACAAAAAAUCUUAAAUAAAUCCACACACACUAAAGUAUAAGGUGAGAGCGUCCAAUGAAAGUUU